AUGCAGAUGACCUGCAGCUUCCGGGGCUCUGUGCCCCAGGGCCUGGUUCUGGAGGUGGGAGAGACUGUUCAGAUCCUGGAGAAAUGUGAAGGAUGGUACCGAGGAUUUUCCACAAGGAAGCCCAAUGCCAAGGGAGUAUUCCCAGCCAGCUAUGUCCACCUGAAAAAGGCCAUCGUCACCAACCGAGGGCAAAAUGAAACUGUGGUGCCCCUCGAAGACCCCAUCGUGACUGAGGUGACAUCAACACUACAGGAGUGGGCUUUAUUAUGGAAGCAGCUCUAUGUGAGACACAAGGUGGACCUGUUCUACAAGGUGCGUCACGUGAUGAUGGAGUUGAUCGACCUGAGGAGGCAGCUGCUGUCUGGGCACCUGACGCAGGACCAGAGCAGAGAUGUGAAAAGACACAUAACUGUCCGACUGGAUUGGGGCAACGAGCACCUAGGCCUGGACCUUGUGCCACGGAAAGAGUUUGAGAUGGUCGAUGCAGACAAGAUAAGCGUCUCAGAUCUCUACAAAAUGCACCUGUCAAGCAGACACAGUGUUCAGCAGAGCAUCACGCAGGGGGAGAGUUCACGACAGCGUCACGGGGAUCCGUGUAGAGUACCAGUGCCCCACCACCUGCUGGUCAACCUGAAGAGCUUCACCUACAACACAAUAGGAGAGAAUACUGACAUCUUCUUCUCUCUGUAUGACCUGAGAGAGGGGAAGACUAUCAGCGAGAAGUUUAUGGUGAGGCUGAAUAAGAACGGAGGACCAAAGAACCCAGAGAAGGUGGAAAGGCUGUGUGCCCUCUUCACGGACCUGAGCAACAAAGACAUGAAAAGGGAUCUCUACAUCGUUGCCCAGGUUAUCAGGACUGGUCGCAUGCUGCUGAAUGAUAGCAAGAAGGGUCCCCCGCACGUGCAGUACCGCAGGCCGUACGGGUGUGCUGUACUGGCCAUGAGCGACGUGCUGCAGACCAUUUCAGAGCUCAAGGAAGAGAAGGACUUUGUCCUCAAAGUCUAUACGUGUAACAAUGAGAAUGAGUGGUUCCAGAUUCAUGAGAACAUUAUCCGCAAGUCCAGCACCAAGUACACUGCUCCCAGCACCAACUAUGGUCUGAUAAUCUCCCUCCAGUUGCUGAGGGGAGACAUGGAGCAGGUUCGUAGAGAGAACCCACUCAUCUUCAGCAGAGCGGUGGCCAUCACACGCAAGUUGGGCUUCCCAGAUGUCAUCAUGCCAGGUGACAUCCGUAACGACUUGUACCUGACCCUUGAGCGAGGGGACUUUGAGAGAGGAGGCAAGAGUGUUCAGAAGAACAUUGAAGUAACCAUCUAUGUGCUGUAUGCGGAUGGGGAGAUACUUAAGGACUGUAUCAGUCUUGGUUCAGGUGAGCCGAACAUCGCAGAGCACCGCUCUUUUGUGCUCUACCACAACAACAGCCCUCGAUGGAGCGAGGUGGUUAAACUGCCCAUCCCUAUAGACCGCUUCAGAGGGUCACACCUACGCUUCGAGUUCAGGCACUGCUCUACCAAGGACAAAGGAGAGAAGAAACUGUUUGGUUUCGCAUUCACUCCACUAAUGAGGGAGGACGGAACCACUCUUUCUGAUGACAUCCAUGAACUCUACGUCUAUAAGUGUGACGAGAACACCACCUUCAGUAACCACGCCCUGUACCUGGGCCUACCCUGUUGUAAGGAGGACUUCAACAGCUGUCCCAGCAUCCCCUCCAGCCUCAUAUUUCAGCGCAGCACCAAGGAAAUGCUCUGGAUCUCCACUCAGCUCUCUUCCACCAAGCUCACCCAGAAUGUGGACCUACUUGCCCUGCUUAAGUGGAAGGCCCACCCGGACCGGGUUAUGGACAUCCUAGGACGGCUACGACACGUCAGCGGAGAGGAGAUUGUCAAGUUUCUUCAAGAUAUCCUGGACACAUUAUUUUCUGUACUGGAUGACAAUACUGACAAGUACGGACCACUGGUGUUCCAGUCUUUGGUGUUCAUUAUAAACCUACUCAGGGAUAGUAAGUACUACCACUUCAGGCCUGUGAUGGACACUUAUAUCCAGAAGCACUUUGCUGGGGCCCUGGCCUACAAAGAGCUGAUCCGUUGUUUGAAGUGGUAUAUGGAUCGCUCUGCAGAGGUUGUCAGACAAGACCACAUUCAGGAAGCCAUGAGGGCCCUGGAGUACCUGUUUAAGUUCAUCAUCCAGUCUCGUAUCUUGUACUCGCGGGCCACCUGCGGUCUGGAGGAGGAGCAGUUUCGCACCAGUGUACAGGAGCUCUUCCAGUCCAUACGCUUCGUCCUUAGCUUGGACAGUCGCAACUCAGAGACUCUUAUCUUCACCCAGGCCCCUCAGCCUAGCCCUGCCCCAUCCCAUGCCCCAGGCCCUGGCGCUGGGUCUACUGCCCCCCUAGCUCCAGCCGCACCCCCUGGUCAAGGCCAGCCCCUUGCCCCAGGACAGGCUCCCGGUAGUGGGCAAGCCAGCUGUACUCAGGCCUGGAGCUCCAGUGCUCCACGGCCGUCUCCUUUGUCAGCUGCUUUGUUAAACUCUUUCCCGGCCAUCUUUGAUGAGCUGCUGCAGAUGUUCACCGUGCAGGAAGUGGCAGAGUUUGUCCGUGGCACCCUGGGCAGCAUGCCAUCCACGGUGCACAUAGGACAGUCUAUGGACGUAGUGAAACUGCAGUCUAUAGCCCGCACUGUGGACAGCCGGCUCUUCUCUUUUCCAGAGUCUCGGAGGAUUCUGCUCCCCGUGGUGCUGCACCACAUCCAUCUGCAUCUCAGACAGCAGAAGGAGCUGCUGAUUUGUUCUGGAAUACUUAGCUCCAUAUUCUCUAUAAUCAAGAGCAGUUCUCUGGAUUCAUCAGUACAGGAGGAAGUAGAGAUGAUGGUGGAGUCCCUAUUGGAUGUUCUGCUGCAGACGCUGCUGUCAAUCAUGAGCAAAAGCCAGUCGCAGGAGGCGGUAAGGGGCCAACGCUGUCCGCAGUGCACCGCGGAGAUCACUGGUGAAUAUGUGUCCUGCCUCCUCUCCCUCCUCCGACAGAUGACAGUUGUCCACUUCCAACACAUGCUAGAAAACUUCCAGAGCAAAGAGGAACUUAAGGAGUUCCUGUUAAAGAUUCUGUGCGUGUUCAGGAAUUUGAUGAAACUCAGUAUUUUCCCUCGUGACUGGAGUGUCAUGAGGCUCCUCACCAGCAACAUUAUCGUGACCACAACCCAAUAUCUGUCCCCUGCUUUGCAUAAGAACUUCACAGAGGCCGACUUUGACUUCAAGGUGUGGAACUCAUACUUCAGUCUGACAGUGUUGUAUAUCAACCAGCCCAGUUUGCAGCUGGAGACUCUCAGCCCUGUCAAGAGAAAGAAGGUCUUAGACAAGUAUGGUGACAUGAGAGUGAUGAUGGCUUAUGAACUCUUCAGCAUGUGGCAAAACCUGGGUGAGAAUAAAAUACAUUUCAUUCCUGGUAUGAUUGGUCCAUUCCUGGGAGUGACUCUGGUACCACAGGCAGAAGUACGCAACAUUAUGAUCCCCAUCUUCCAUGACAUGAUGGACUGGGAGCAACGCAAGAACGGAAACUUCAAACAGGUGGAAGCUGAACUUAUUGAUAAAUUGGACAGUUUGGUGUCUGAAGGGAAAGGAGACGAGAACUACAGAGAACUCUUCAGUCUGCUAACCCAGCUCUUUGGGCCGUACCCCAGCUUGCUGGAAAAGAUAGAGCAGGAGACAUGGAGAGAGACGGGGAUCUCCUUUGUUACCUCCGUCACACGGCUGAUGGAGCGGCUGCUGGACUACAGGGACUGCAUGAAAGGAGAUGAGACAGAGAAUAAAAAGAUAGGAUGCACUGUCAACCUCUUGAACUUCUACAAGUCGGAGAUAAACAAGGAAGAGAUGUACAUCCGUUACAUCCACAAGCUCUGUGAUAUGCACCUACAGGCUGAGAACUACACAGAGGCUGCUUUCACGCUACUGUUAUAUUGGGAGCUGCUGCACUGGGAGGAGAGGCCCCUCAGGGAGUUCCUACAUUAUCCUGCCCAGACAGAAUGGCACCGCAAGGAAGGUCUCUGCCGCAAGGUCAUACACUACUUCAACAAGGGCAAGUGUUGGGAGUUUGGUAUACCUCUGUGCAGAGAGCUGGCAUUUCAGUAUGAAUCUCUGUAUGACUACCAGAGUCUCAGUUGGAUACGGAAAAUGGAGGCAGCGUACUACGACAACAUCAUGGAGCAGCAGAGACUGGAACCAGAAUUCUUCAGAGUGGGAUUCUACGGCAGGAAGUUCCCCUUCUUCCUCAGAAAUAAGGAAUUUGUGUGUCGGGGCCACGACUAUGAAAGGCUGGAGGCCUUCCAGCAAAGAAUGCUUGGAGAAUUCCCACAAGCCAUUGCCAUGCAGCACCCCAACCAACCAGACGAGGCCAUCUUACAGUGUGACGCACAGUAUCUCCAGAUCUACGCCGUGACUCCGGUACCAGAGAAUGUCAGUGUGCUUCAGAUGGACCGGGUACCCGACCGCAUCAAGAGUUUCUACCGGGUCAACAACGUCAGGCGGUUCCGGUAUGACCGGCCUUUCCACAAGGGGCCCAAAGAUCGUGACAACGAGUUUAAAAGCCUUUGGAUAGAGAGGACCACCCUCAUCCUCACACACCCUCUACCUGGCAUUUCCCGCUGGUUUGAGGUUGAAAAGAGAGAGUUGGUGGAGGUGAGUCCUUUGGAGAAUGCUAUCUACGUGGUGGAAAAUAAGAACCAGGAGUUGAGGACCUUGAUCGGCCAGUACCAACACAAACAGCUGCAUGGCAACAUCAAUCUCCUCAGCAUGACGCUCAACGGUGUCAUUGACGCUGCGGUCAAUGGAGGCAUUGCCAGAUACCAGGAGGCCUUUUUUGAUAAGGAGUACAUUGGAAGCCACCCUGAGGACACAGAGAAGAUCACACAACUCAAAGACCUGAUGCAGGAGCAGGUUCACAUCUUAGGGGUGGGCCUGGCUGUGCACGAAAAGCUGGUGCACCCAGAAAUGCGUCCCCUGCACAAGAAGCUCAUUGAUCAGUUCCAGAUGAUGAGGAGCAGCCUCUGCCAUUGUUUCUAUGUGGCCUUGCAGGGUCUGCCUGGUUUGGACAGGACUGGUUCAGUAACCAGCGCUCCCAGAGGAAUCCUGGCCUCUCACAGUCCUAUGAGCCCUGAGAGUUUCAAACUUAUGCACAGACACAGUCCCAUAGCUGUUUUGACACCAGUGCGCAACUCCUCCCCCUCUCUCUCCUCUCAUAACCCCAGUGAGACGGGGAACAUUGGGAAUCUGCUCAUCCUGGCUGAUGGUGUGGUGGUGGAGCACCCAGAGGACUUCUACCGCAUGCAGCCAAGCCCCUCCUCCUCAAGUCUUAGCUCCACCCACUCUGCACCCUCCCAGAUGAUAAACUCCGCCCCCUCAACAAUCAGGGUAGGCUCUCCAUCCCUGCCAGAUAAAUACAGACACAACAGAGAAAUGCUGAUGCUGCUGCCGCCUCACAGAGAGAGACCCAGCAGUGCAAUGUACACCAACAUCACUGAGAAUGGACAGCCAACCAACCUCCAACGAGCAUUGUUUCAUCAGGUGAUUGGUCCAUGUAAACCCUGUAGUGACCCCAACCUGUCUGUGGCUGAGAAAGUCCUAACCACUCCCAGUAGCUGGAGCUUGGACAGUGGUACCAGAGAAGCGCUCCCCUUCCUCUCUGCCCAUGUGGGCAGUGUUAUGGCACCACCCGUACCCCCACGCACUCUGCCUCAUGGACAACACCUGUCGAUGCACUUUGACGCUUUUCACCACCAGGUCAGCGACCUCCCUCCAGCUCUCCCCGCGCGCUCCUUAAGAAAGUCUCCCCUGCACCCUAUACCUGCCUCGCCCACCAGUCCACAGUCCAUCCUGGAUGGCAGUAACUCCACCCUGUCUGGCAGUGCCAGUUCUGGAGUCUCCUCCCUUAGUGAGAGCCACUUCGGAGGUCCCCCCUCCUCUUCCGAUCCCCCGGCCAGCCGCACUGACACUCUGGAGUCUGGCCCUAGCAGCCAGGCCUGGAACACCGACCAGGAGGACCUGGACUCACCCUACCUGCCUGUGAGGUACAGCGUCUCCGAGCCCGAGGUUCUGGAUGGGGCCAAGCCCCCACCCUGUCGCAGUCACUCCGCCCCAGGAGGAGUCACCCCAGCCCAACCAGGGAGCCAAAUCCAGCCCCAGGCUCCGGGUUUGGCUUCCAGCGGAGCCCCAACGUCACAGGAGGGGCUCUCCCAACCUCAAACCCAUCACCACUAUCACCAUUACUUCCAACCACACUACGGCCAUCACCACCCACCCCUCUAUCACCACCAUGAGCCGCCUCCAGCCCUACCGCCCAAACCCCACCUCAGAGAGGGGUGCAUCCCAGAGGAGGACCCCCUAAGCAACCAGUCAGCACCCGCUCCUCCUCCACCUGUACCCCGACCCAUGCCGCGCAAGAUCUCUCAGCCUGUGAUCGGCGGUGCCAAGGAGGAGCAAGCCAAAGUGGCAUGGGAGCACGGCAUCAAUGAGGAGUAAAGGGUCCAGGUUGUUUUAGAUAUUGAAUGACCCUGGUGUACAGACUCUUUCUGGACCGAGAGGGAGAAAGAAGGAGCGUGAGAAAGUGGACUGCAUAGGGGCAAGAACAAAAAGUUAAGGUGAAAGUAAU
Messenger RNA from Lampris incognitus (smalleye Pacific opah), 6634 nucleotides. Its product is annotated as dedicator of cytokinesis protein 3-like. The record is from RefSeq and is a predicted model, not a curated record. Gene Ontology annotation, cellular component: plasma membrane; cytoplasm. The coding region runs from base 1 to 6504 and encodes 2167 amino acids. Gene Ontology annotation, molecular function: guanyl-nucleotide exchange factor activity; small GTPase binding. The transcript is spliced from 55 exons. Lineage: Eukaryota; Metazoa; Chordata; Actinopteri; Lampriformes; Lampridae. Gene Ontology annotation, biological process: small GTPase-mediated signal transduction.